AUGUCCUCUGGACUUCUUUUCCAUUCUUCCUUUUCAAAAAUAAUACUUUUCGCUCUUAAUCCAUCCAAUCCAUAUCUACACAUUUUUCUAACACCACUUGAAACUGGCGAACGCUUUGAUACGGACGAACGCUUUGGCACGGACGAACGCUUUGACACGGACGAACGCUUUGGCACAGACGAACGCUUUGACACGGACGAACGCUUUGACACGGACGAACGCUUUGACACAGACGAAAGCUUUGAUAGGGACGAACGCUUUGAUAGGGACGAACGCUUUGACACAGACGAAAGCUUUGAUACGGACGAAAGCUUUGAUACGGACGGACGCUUUGAUAGGGACGAACGCUUUGAUAGGGACGAACGCUUUGAUAGGGACGAACGCUUUGACACGGACGGACGCUUUGAUACGGACGAACGCUUUGACACGGACGAAAGCUUCGAUACGGACGAAAGCUUUGAUACGAACGAAAGCUUUGAUACGGAAGAACGCUUUGAUAGGGACGAACGCUUUGAUAGGGACGAACGCUUUGACACGGACGGACGCUUUGAUACGGACGAACGCUUUGACACAGACGAAAGCUUCGAUACGGACGAAAGCUUCGAUACGGACGAAAGCUUUGAUACGAACGAAAGCUUUGAUACGGAAGAAAGCUUUGAUACGGACGGACGCUUUGAUAGGGACGAACGCUUUGAUAGGGACGAACGCUUUGAUAGGGACGAACGCUUUGACACAGACGAAAGCUUUGAUAGGGACGAACGCUUUGACACAGACGAAAGCUUUGAUACGGACGAAAGCUUUGAUACGGACGGACGCUUUGAUAGAAACGAACGCUUUGAUAGGGACGAACGCUUUGACACGGACGGACGCUUUGAUACGGACGAACGCUUUGACACAGACGAAAGCUUCGAUACGGACGAAAGCUUCGAUACGGACGAAAGCUUUGAUACGAACGAAAGCUUUGAUACGGAAGAAAGCUUUGAUACGGACGGACGCUUUGAUAGGGACGAACGCUUUGAUAGGGACGAACGCUUUGACACAGACGAAAGCUUUGAUAGGGACGAACGCUUUGACACAGACGAAAGCUUUGAUAGGGACGAACGCUUUGACACGGACGAACGCUUUUUUCUAAGAUGA
Ylistrum balloti is the source of this 1137-nucleotide messenger RNA. RefSeq names its product protein starmaker-like. Lineage: Eukaryota; Metazoa; Mollusca; Bivalvia; Pectinida; Pectinidae. Bases 1 to 1137 code for a protein of 378 amino acids. The transcript has 2 exons. The record is from RefSeq and is a predicted model, not a curated record.